Messenger RNA from Bubalus bubalis (water buffalo), 3207 nucleotides. It is a transcript of the gene GPATCH1, whose product is annotated as G-patch domain containing 1. Gene Ontology annotation, molecular function: RNA binding. The transcript has 20 exons. Gene Ontology annotation, cellular component: nucleus. The record is from RefSeq and is a predicted model, not a curated record. Gene Ontology annotation, biological process: mRNA processing. The coding region runs from base 159 to 2954 and encodes 931 amino acids. Lineage: Eukaryota; Metazoa; Chordata; Mammalia; Artiodactyla; Bovidae.
CGAGGCGCAGAUCCCAAGAAAGAAGCUUGUCUGGAGGGGUCAGCACUUUUCAAGACUCGCGCUUAGAACUCUUAGCGGUUCGCAGAGAAGAAAGCGCGGAAAAUUUUUGGCCGCUUGAGGCCGCCGUAGCAAGGGGGCGGGGUCCGGAAGGGAGCAGUAUGGCGGCGCUGGACAGUGACAGCGACGAGGAUUUGGUCAGCUAUGGGACUGGCCUGGAGCCGCUGGAAGAAGGUGAGAGACCAAAGAAGCCAAUUCCUCUCCAGGAUCAGACCGUCAGAGAUGAAAAAGGAAGGUAUAAACGAUUUCAUGGAGCCUUUAGUGGAGGUUUCUCUGCUGGUUACUUCAACACUGUUGGCUCAAAAGAAGGAUGGACACCCUCUUCCUUCGUGUCUUCACGACAGAACAGAGCAGACAAGUCUGUUCUUGGUCCCGAAGAUUUUAUGGAUGAAGAGGAUCUUAGUGAAUUUGGGAUAGCACCUAAAUCAAUCGUUACCACAGAUGAUUUUGCUUCUAAAACCAAAGAUCGGAUACGAGAAAAGGCCCGGCAGUUAGCAGCGGCUACUGCCCCUAUUCCUGGAGCCACUUUGCUUGAUGACCUGAUAACACCAGCGAAAUUAUCUGUUGGUUUUGAAUUGCUAAGAAAAAUGGGUUGGAAGGAAGGACAAGGAAUUGGUCCUCGAGUAAAGAGAAGACCACGCCGACAGAAACCUGAUCCUGGAGUAAAAAUCUAUGGUUGUGCAUUACCCCCUGGAGGCUCUGAAGGAUCUGAGGAUGAAGAUGAUGACUACUUGCCAGAAAAUGUGACCUUUGCACCCAAGGAUGUCACACCCGUGGAUUUCACACCCAAAGAUAAUGUACACGGACUGGCUUACAAGGGCCUGGAUCCUCACCAAGCGCUGUUUGGAACCUCAGGAGAACAUUUUAAUCUUUUUAGUGGGGGACCCGAAGAGACCGGCAAUCUUCUUGGAGACAUUGGUGUGAAUAAAGGAAGAAAAUUGGGAAUUUCAGGCCAGGCUUUUGGUGUAGGUGCCCUGGAAGAGGAAGAUGACGAUAUCUAUGCCACAGAAACUCUAUCCAAGUAUGAUACUGUUUUGAAGGAUGAGGAGCCCGGGGACGGACUGUAUGGCUGGACAGCACCCAGGCAGUAUAAAAGUCAGAAAGAAUCAGAGAAAGACCUUCGCUACGUUGGCAAAAUUUUGGAUGGCUUUUCCUUGGCUUCUAAACCUUUAUCUUCCAAGAAAAUUUAUCCACCACCCGAAUUGCCAAGAGACUAUCGACCAGUGCAUUAUUUCAGACCCGUGGUGGCCGCAACCUCAGAGAACUCCCACUUACUUCAGGUAUUAUCAGAGUCAGCCGGGAAGCCAAUAAAUGACCCAGGGACACAUAGUAGGCACCAGCUGAAUGCCUGCAAGCGGGGAGAGUUGCUAGGAGAGACGCCUAUUCAAGGGACACCCACUUCAGUGUUAGAAUUUCUGUCCCAAAAAGAUAAAGAGAGACUCAAAGAAGUGAAGCAGGCAACUGACCUUAAAGCCGCUCAGCUCAGGGCCAGGAGCCUGGCCCAGAGUGCCGCAGGCAGCAGACCGCAGCCCUCGUCUCCAGACGUCGGACACUGCUCGUGGCACAUGGCGUUGAGUGGAGGGAUGGCCAGCACAAGAACCAGCAACUUCAAACCUUUCGCUAAAGAUCCAGAAAAGCAAAAACGAUAUGAAGAAUUUUUAGCGAAUAUGAAACGGGGUCAGAAAGAUGCUCUGGAACGCUGUCUGGAUCCCGGUAUGACAGAGUGGGAGCGAGGCAGAGAGCGGGACGAGUUUGCCCGGGCAGCCCUGCUCUAUGCGUCUUCCCAUUCGACGUUGUCCUCCCGGUUCACUCACGCCCAGGAGGAGGACGAUUCUGAGCAGGUGGAAGUCCCUCGGGACCAAGAGAAUGACGUCAGUGACAAGCAGUCGGCUGUAAAGAUGAAGAUGUUUGGGAAGCUUACCCGAGACACAUUUGAGUGGCACCCUGACAAGCUUCUGUGUAAGAGGUUUAAUGUCCCUGACCCUUAUCCAGAUUCAACUUUAGUUGGCUUACCGAGAGUGAAACGUGACAAAUACUCAGUCUUCAACUUUCUGACGAUCCCUGAGACAGCUUCCUCACCUGUGACUCAAGCAUCAAGUGAAAAAGUUCCACAGCACCGAGGUUCCGACAAAUCAAGAAAACCAUCCAGAUGGGAUACUUCUAAAGAAGAAAAGAAAGAAGAUUCCAUUAGUGAAUUUUUAAGUUUGGCUAGAUCAAAAGUUGGUCCAGCUAAACCAGAGCCCAGUCCAUUAGUAAACAAAGAGGAAGCACGUGCGACGGAAUCAGUCUCGAAUAAGGUAGUGAACAAAGAUGUGGAUUCACAGACUGAAGGAGAGGGUAGCCGCCCAUCCAUGGACUUAUUCAAGGCCAUCUUUGCCAGCUCCUCUGAUGAGAAGUCUUCGUCCUCUGAGGAUGAGCAAGGUGACAGUGAGGAUGAUCAGGAGGGUACCAGGGAAGCAGACUUCAGAAGUUCCCAAGAGACUGACUUGGUUGAAGCAUCAUCUGUGGCACAAGCUAGCGAGCCAGCACCCCAGGAGCCUGCACCAUUCUUCCCGAUUCAGAAGAUGCAGAUAGAUGAAAGAGAGGCGUUCGGCCCACGGCUGCCCCCAGUCUUCUGCCCCAAUGCACGUCAAAAACUUGAGGCACCUCUCAAAGAGAAACAUAAAAAGAACAAAGAAAAACACAAGACCAAGAAAGAGCAUAGACGGAAGAAAGAGAAGAAAAAGAAACACCGAAAACACAAGCACAAAGGCAAGCAAAAGAAUAAAAAAUCAGAGAAAAGCAGUAGUUCUGAGAGUACAGACAGCAGCGACAGCCAGAGUGAAGAAGGGCCCACAGACCUGUCACCCCAGGAGUUGCUGAGACGGCUGAAGCGUCUUCCACUAAGGAGGCAGUAAUUGAAUUCUGCCCCUGCCUGUCCCAAUACCAGACCUCCUCCAGGAUGGAAGUUCAUUGAUCACUCAGUUAAUACAUUGUACAGAUUGUAUUUAUAUGUAAAUUCAUGCUGUGAAAUAAUUUUUUUUUUAAACCUUGACAUUUCAAAGCCUGCCUUGGAAGUCUGCUGAAAUUGAUUUCUAUUUUUAACUUCUGUUAGUGUCAGAGAAAGAAAUUCAGACUGUACAGUUUAAUUAAAAUGGCAUUUUUCUAUUA